UACUCCGUACUCUGCUUUAUUCUCAUUUCGCAAUGAAAUCGUGCUGCUGCACGAUUUCAUUUCUCUCUCUCAUCAGUUCGCCGGCGUCCACCGAAGUGUAGUACAGAAGCUUUCACCUCCGACGACGUGUCCAGAACUGAGCUUGGAAAUGGGAUUUUGCUGAAAGGUGUAUCAAUCACCUGGCUUAACAAAACUGAUUAGGUUUAUCACUUUCAUGGACCUGAUAUGAUGGAUUCAAAAGAAGCAGCCUCAUCACAAAUUGGGAUUGGGAAUGACAAAGAACUGAUAGUUCAUGAAUGGGAGAUUGCAUUCCCAUCCGCAUUCUCUCCAUCGGUGACAUCUAUGAGCUGGUAUGCAUAUUUGAAGUAUGCUAUAAGCAUAUUCAACAUUCGGGCUGUUUCAAGUGAUGAGAAUGUAACAGUUCCGUCUUUGAAGUUCAAUGAUCAGUAUCUCACUUCUUUUGAAGAUUUAGAAAGGUCAUUUCCUGUAGCAAAUGUGCAUGAUGACUCCUUGAUCCGAAGAUGCAUCACAGAUGUGGAAAAUGCAGUAUUGUGGACCUUGUACUAUUUUUAUUUAGAAGAUCUCAACCACGUCCCUCAGAUGAAUGAUUUUAAACAGCUGACGCAACAUCUUUCAGAGCCAAUUGCAUCUCAUAACAGUGCUAUUGCGGAGAAGAUGCCCAAGAUACUUUCCCAAGCUGAGGCAGCAUUCCAAAGGCUAGCAUUGAGACUAUCUGAUUCAUCAUAUUUGUUUCAGGAUCAGGAAAACUCCCCUUCUGUGUAUGAUGCAAAAUUAGUGGCAUCUACCUCAAUCAUAUUGAAAACCUUGGCAGAUUCUCAACUACACCGGGUAUUCCUAAAGUACUCCAAUAUUGUUGGACAUGUUGAGAGAUUUUAUUCACUUCUUGUUGAUGACGCACCAGUGGAUUUUUCGAAUGUCAUUUCUGACAUAUUACUUGAGAAGAUUGAGGUGAUGGGAGACUUAGUUGGAGAAGGACAGUAUGCAAGGAUAUAUGCGUAUACGGUAGAGGAGGAGGAUCCUAUGCGGUUGCCACCAGGACGUUAUGCCUUCAAAAUUAACCGUCGGGGCUACUACAUCAACGUGAAGGGGGAGAUUGAUUUCAGGACGUGGUAUAGGUUUUUAUAUGGAGACAGGGUGCUCAGGUUGAUAGGCCAUGGGUCUGAUGAUGUUUCUAAACGAGCUUGCUUGGUUACGGAGUACAUCACUGGUGGUACCCUCCAGCAGCGGUUACACGAUUUGGGCUUGCGCUCAAUUGUGAAAGUCUUACACGGCAUAGCCUUCGGAUUGCAUUUGAUUCAUUCCCACAUUCCUGAUUCACUUAUUCAUGGCGAUCUUAAACCGGACAACGUUUUGUUAAAAGGUGAUAAGGCAUUAUUGUGCGACUUUGGCACAAUCACAUCUGUUGGUGAGAGGCGUAAACGGUCAGAUCCUGUUUAUGAUGAUUCUUAUUGGGGUGGCAUCGAUUGCACCAAGGUUGAAAUUUACUUUAUAGGAGUUCUAGUUUUUGAAAUGAUGACCAAGAUUCCAGUUGAACGCAUAAAAAAUGAUCCACUUAUUGAUAGAGUCAAUAGGCUGAUUCCUGAUUCAAAUACUUGUGAAGAUCAAAUCCAGGAGUACCUGCUCGUCCAACCUGAGUACAAUAGAUAUUUAGUAGCACAACUUAUAGAUUUGGGGAAAAAAUGUAUUUGCAAAAACAGGGGUGAACGUCCCGCUGCUUUCCAAGUGGCUGACGAGUUGCAUAGGUUAAUGAUUAGCGACUAUUAGUCAGUAGUUUAGUACUGAUGUGAUGUAAAGGGCAUAUAGUUUAGUACUUCUAAUUCAUGUACUUAUGGAUCAUGUUGGUAAAAAACUGGCUGGAUGAAUAUGGAAAAUGGGGUUAG
Messenger RNA from Cuscuta epithymum, 1901 nucleotides. NCBI's taxonomy places the organism in Eukaryota, Viridiplantae, Streptophyta, Magnoliopsida, Solanales, Convolvulaceae. The record is from the annotation of a GenBank genome assembly.